Messenger RNA from Vittaforma corneae ATCC 50505, 2964 nucleotides. RefSeq lists its product as uncharacterized. Bases 1 to 2964 code for a protein of 987 amino acids. The transcript has a single exon. Gene Ontology annotation, biological process: intracellular protein transport; vesicle-mediated transport. Gene Ontology annotation, cellular component: COPI vesicle coat. NCBI's taxonomy places the organism in Eukaryota, Fungi, Microsporidia, Nosematidae. Gene Ontology annotation, molecular function: protein binding; structural molecule activity. The record is from RefSeq and is a predicted model, not a curated record.
AUGCCUAAACAAAUUUCUGAGAUAUUCAGAAAGACUACAACAAGAAUAAAAAGUAUAGCAUUUCAUCCCACCAAUCCAGUAAUCAUCACUGCUCACCACUGUGGAACCAUCUACAUUUGGAAUGUUCUCUACCAACAGAUUGUUGCUGUUCUGAGAGAGCACCAGGGAAGCGUGAGAUGUGUAAAGAUCCAUCCAUACGGAGAAAUAUUUGCCACUGCAGGAGAUGACAAAAUCAUAAGAGUGUGGAACUACAAGACUAGACAGGUCGUGCAGACUAUGAAGGGCCACACUGACUAUAUUCGAUGCAUUGAUUUUCACCCAACUAAGCCUUGGAUUAUUAGCGCCUCAGACGACUGUACGAUAAAGAUUUGGAACUACUAUACGGGCGAGCAGCUUAGCAGCAGUUCUGGACACACACAUUACGUUAUGGCAGUUCUGUUUCUGGACAGCAACCAUAUUCUUACAGGAUCCUUGGAUCACACAAUCGGAUUAUGGAACUGCUCAAAUCUAUUUGAAAAGAAGAAAUUUAUGGUGCCUGACGUAAUACUACGUCAGUCCAUAGAUGCUCAUGAUCGGGGAGUGAACUGUUUGUAUCUUAGCAACGAGUAUGUAAUGAGUGGAUCGGAUGAUAGAGAGAUAAAGAUUUGGAAAUUCCAGAACGAGACUCUUGGUCUUGAGAAGACAUUGUACAGCCAUGAAGGAAAUGUGAUAUCUGUCUUCUGUGAUAAUGGGAAUUUCUUUGGAGGCGGGGAGGACAACAUCCUCUCCGAAUUCUCUGAUGGGAAGUCAACUAAGCACAACAUCGAUUCAAGAGUGUGGUCUAUAGCCGGAAGAGAUGAUUAUCUGGCAAUUGGCACCGACGAUGGUCUUAUUUUGUACAGAAAAAGUUUCGAAAUAUCAUUUUGCGAAUACCAGAAUAAUAUUUUCUAUUCAAUAUCUAAUGUUGUUAAGAAGUAUAACAUGAAACAGUCAGUAGACUACUGCAGGCUAAAGAGAGGAGUCACCAACAUGUUCAUGAGGGACAGCAUUCUUUAUGCUCUUUACGACGGGUCCUUUGAGAUGUUUGAAGAUGAAAGAAGAAUAGGAGGAGAUGUUGGAAGUAUUGCAUUUGUCGAGGGAGAUAAAUAUCAACUAAAGGAAGAUGGAAUCUACAAGAAUGAUGAAAUGUUCCGGUCUGGAAUAAAAGGGAUGCUAGUGCCGUCAACAAAAGGGUUGUUUAUUGUGAACAAUCGGACUUUUACUCUCAUUAUUGGCGACCAGGAGUAUUCAGCCACAUUUAACUUUAGCAUUAGAUCUGUCAAGUCCAACAACCAAUACAUUGUGCUGGUCGGUGUCAACAAGAUACUGUUCCUAGACUAUUCCCUGCAACUUGUUCAUUCAAUCAAUGAACUCGUCGAAAUUACCGGGGGAGUUUUCCACGAGGACAUUUUCAUAUACGCAACUGUAAAACAACUAAAGUUUUUCCUGGAGGAUGUUGGAGUGUUGCAGUCAAUAGAAUCAUACAUGGUUCCUGUUUUGGUCCAGAAUGACUAUUUAUUAGUCCUUGGAUGCAAUGAGAUAGAAAAGAUCCUGCUUAAUAUGUCUGAGAUAAGAUUUAGAAAAGCAGUUCUCAACGACAGCAACAUCUUGUCAGUGAUUGAGGAAGAGCAGCUUCCAGGACUUAGUCCUCUUGAAUAUCUAAUAAAGAAGAACAAGGGAGGCAUUGCCUUACCGUUCAUAAAGGAUGAAGAUAAAAGAUUUCAGCUGUUCAUGAAUGAUAAAAACUACGAAGAAGCUCUGAGGCUCUGUUCAAACAAUAGAAUGUUUGAAGAGCUGGCUUUCCAUUCACUGAAAAACGGCUGCUAUGACAUGGCAGAGACUUGUUUUAAAAGAAUCCAGGAUUACGUAAGUUUAUUUUACCUAUUUCUUUCGACCAAACAGCUAGAUAAAUUAAAAGAGCUGGAGGGCGAGGAGAUAGAAAACAUGGUGAAGAUUAUAUUUGAAGACAGGAGUAUUUUUGAGUCAUCUAAAAAUGUGCAGCAGGAAGGCAAAACACAGGGCGUAGCCCAAAGUGGGAAGUACACUGACAAAAUUAAAUUACAAAGUGUAUCACCGGAAAUGACACAGGAUAAAGCUGUUAUAUCAAAAAGUAGUAAAGAAAAUAUUCUACAGGAAACUGCAGAGGAGGAAAAUAUGAAAGAGGAGGAUACAGCAGAGAAUAUCUCUGAAGAGCUGAGUAAAAAUUUUGAUAGUAUUUCACUUUCACAGAAAAACGAAACUAAGGACUUUGAGAAGCAAAGUGGUGAUGACAAGGCAAGGGACUACGAGGAAGAUAAUGGAAGCACUGGAAGCAAUGUACGAACAGACCAGGCUACCUUUAACGAUUCAGACUUUCAAUCCCAAAUCUUUGAUUUAUCUGAGAUUGACUUAAGUGAAGAGACGAGAGGAGCCGAAAUUGAUGAUCUAUACGAGAAUGCAUUGGAGUUGACAACACAGGGGAAGUUUUCUGGCGCCAUUGAAAUGUUCAGAGAGUGCAUUGCAUUGAUUGCACUGAGGAUAUCCACGCCGACAGACUUUUCGGAUUUAAGAAGGAAAAUAGGAAAUUACCUACUUGGGCUGCAUAUAGAAAAGUCUAGGCGGAAUAUUGUCGAUCCAGAGAGAAGUAUACAAAUGAGUUUGUUUUUCUCAAAUCUAGAGCUGGAAGGAAUCCACAUCCUGCUUGUAAAGAAUCUGGCCUUAACAACAUGCUUUAAGCAUGGAAACCUUAAAACUGCCUAUGAAAUUGCCGAAAAAUUUCCUGAUUGCAAAAACUCAAAAAAAAUUUUAAGUGAGAAAAAGGGCGAGGAUGUGUAUCAGAUUGACGAGUCCUGGCUGUGCUAUGACACCAUUUUGCCAUCAAAGUCGUUCAAAGAGUGUGCGUUGUGCGGGGUUAAAUCAAAAGAGGGAGAGUUAUGCCAGGCGUGCAAAAUAGGGAUUUUACAUUAA